AUGGUUGAUCAGGUUAGGCCUAAAAGAUCAUUAAGACAAGCAAAACAAAUUAAUUAUAAAGAAUUAUCAUCAGAUAAUAUAUAUGCAGACGAUGAUUAUACAUCAUUACCAAGAACUAAAAAAGCACAUAUACAGAUAAUUGACAGCAGUCAAACUCAAACCAAAAUAGAUUCAGAAGUAAAUUUUCAUAGUUCUGAAGAAUUAGAAGAAAUUGAAAUUGAUUCUUUAAAAAAAGCGGCAGUUAACAAUAAUAAUAUCAUGCAACCCUCGAAUUAUACAUAUUUAAAAAAAGAUGAUGAAAAUGAAGAUCAUGUAAUACCUGAUAGUCAAGAAAAUAUUGAAGAAAUUACUAGAAGUACAUAUUUGAAAAAAGAUGAUGAAUAUGAAGCAGAUAUUAUUCCUGAUAGUCAAGAACAUAUUGAAGAAAUUACAAUAGAUUUAUUAAAAAGUAAAAACAUGAUACAAAAUGAUAGAGUUAAUAGAGGUGAUGAAAAUAAAGGUAAUGGUGGAGUUAAAGAAUCUAAUUCAAUUUUAGUAGAUGAUGUAGAUAUGGAAGAAGAUCCAUCAUCAAAUAGAGUAGAAAGUAUUGAAGAAAUUAAAAUCAACUUUUCAAAUACUACAAAUAUGUUAAAAAUUGAUAGAGUUAAUGGUAUUGAUAAUGAUAAAAUUUUUAGUGCUGUUAAUAAUCAAAAACCUGAAGAAGAAAUAAAUAAUGAUAUACAAAUAUUUAAUAAUAGUUUUGGAGAUGCAGAAGCUAGUACAGCAACAAGAGUAUUACGUCAAAGAACUAGAGUUAAUUACAAUUUAGAUGAAGACGACGCAGCAUGCUGUAAUAGCUCACAAGACUAUGCUGAAAAAACUGCAGGAAAUAAUUCAUUAGAUUCAGAAGAGGAAUUUGAAAGUGAUGAAGCGGAUGAUUCAACGGAUGAAGAUAAUUCUAGUAAAACUAUUGGAGGUGUUUCAUCUGGUGGUGGUGGGUCAAAUGUUAGAGGUAUUUUAACUGGAGGUGGUGAUGUUUCUUUUACUGCUAUUCCAUCUAAUGCUGCUAUUCCAUCUAAUGCUGCUAUUCCAUCUAAUGCUGCUAUUCCAUCUAAUGCUGCUAUUCCAUCUAAUGCUGCAAAUAGAGAAGAGGGAAAUGAAGAGCAAGAAGAAGAGAGAUUAAAAGAGCUUUAUACUUUUGCCUAUCUGAAACAAGAAUUAUUAGAAAAAGGGUAUAAAUUUCUUUACCAACUAGGAUUCAUGGAGGAAGAAAAUCAACUUAAAGAAGGAAGAUUUGAUGAUUCUGAAAUAGAUCACAUCAAAAAAGCUGCUCUAAAAGCGGCACGAAUUGAUACUGACUUUUUUUUACAAAUGGCAGCAGAUUUAAAGAGACCCCCCCAAAUUAUUAUGAGCAACUGGACAAGAACAAGGAACAAAUUCCCUCCAGCACAAUACAAAAAAUUGAAAUUUGCAAAAGAUCAUCCAAAAAAUAAAUCAAAAAAUAAAUCAAAAAAUAAAUCAAAAAAUAAAUCAAAAAAUAAAUCAAAAACUAAAUCAAAAAAUAAAGCCAUACCUAGUUUUCCUAUGGAAAAAGAUAUCGAAUUACUUCGUGUUUUAAUCACGUUUUGCAAACAAACUGGAACACAAUUCCCCCCUGCUUCCAUUUCUGGUGCUUUUUGUUACGCUGCAGGUUCAGCGUCAAAUCCUAACUCCUAUGUGGUUUUUUCACAACGUUUAGGUGAAAUGAAAAAGAUGACUAUUUCAGAUGCUAUAAGUUAUUUACAAGAUUGUGAAAAAGGCAAUAAUAAUGUGAACAUAGCUUGCUAUAUGAAACAAAAAUACAAUUAUAAAACAGCGGAUAAUCAAUAUACUGAUGUUGAAUUGGAUUUUUUCCGCAGGGGCAUGUACACUGAGCAAGAUUAUAGAGAUAUGGGAUAUGAAAAUUAUUUUUUUUAUUUGGGGUUUAAACAACACCCUCAAACUUUCAGAAAUGGAAAUUAUGAAGCUUGGGAGUUAAAAAAGAUUUCAGAUGCGGGCAAAAAAGAGCAUGAGUCAUCAGUGGAUGUAUUUAAAGAUGUUGCUAAGGAACUAAAAAGAGUACCAGGUGCUAUUGUCACAAAAUAUUGGAAUAUGAGACAAGAAGAUUCUCUGUUACCAGCCAUUGUCAGGAGACAAGAUUUGGAUCAUGUCAAUACCAAAGCACAAGAUAUACAUUUACUUCGAGCUAUACUUACAUACUGUUUUCAUAACAAAAUAAAGCUCCCACCUACAGGUAUAGAAGAUGAAUUUUUUUAUGCUUUGAGCUUGGUGGGUAAUAAAUGUGAUGUCACUUUGUCCGCGAGAUACUACCAUAAAAUUAAAGACCAACCAAUUGAAAUAUUCAAUCUUAUUUUUGAUGAAGAGUUUGAAGGGAAUGUCCAUGAUUAUGGAGUUCAUAUUAAAAAGGAAAAAAAAAAAGAAAAAAAAAAUGCUAAAUCUGAAGCUUGA
Messenger RNA from Lodderomyces pseudojiufengensis, 2466 nucleotides. RefSeq lists its product as uncharacterized. The transcript has a single exon. The record is from RefSeq and is a predicted model, not a curated record. Bases 1 to 2466 code for a protein of 821 amino acids. NCBI's taxonomy places the organism in Eukaryota, Fungi, Ascomycota, Pichiomycetes, Serinales, Debaryomycetaceae.